This is a messenger RNA of Paramecium octaurelia, 993 nucleotides long. NCBI's taxonomy places the organism in Eukaryota, Ciliophora, Oligohymenophorea, Peniculida, Parameciidae. The record is from the annotation of a GenBank genome assembly.
AUGAAUUAUAAUUAUUAUCGAACUCAACACGAUAAUUUAAGAGUGAUACAUUAGAAUUCACUAUCUGUUGGGAAAUUGAAAAAGGGAAUAGUAUUUCAGAAUUAUCCUUUCAAUCCAGUUUAAGGUUAUAACUCCACAUUUUAAGUACGUCCACAAACAUCUUAAACCUAACCUGUCAAGAAACCCUCCACUGCUUAAGUGAUAAUAAAUAAAUAACCAAAUAGUCGAUUCGCCAUGUUCCGAGAGCCGCAACAUCUCAGAGUCAGCGGUAACCUAAUAUGCUCUUUUCAGAGUAACCUAAUAAUAUGGAGAUGGAGACAAAGCCAAGUAAGAGAUUUAUGAAGAUAUACUUUAUGAAAAGUAAUCUCGCCUGCCUAAUUUAGCCAACUAUCGAACAAUUCUACACAAUAACAUGAAUAAUAAAGUUAAGGCACUCCCCCCUGGAGACAGGAGGAGACUAUCCGUACUUAACAUAGUGUAAGACAAGUUUAAAGAACUUACUAUCUAAGAGGUUAAUCUGUUGAUCUGUCAACACGAACUCUCCGAAAAGUUCUACAUCUAUUUUUCAGGUACAACUCACAAUGUAACUUUAGAUUCUGAAUGGAUUCCAUGCAGCAAAUGUUGUCAAUCCCCAAUAUUCUUGGUUUUAAGUCCGCAAGCACAAAAAACAGACAUAUUUUGUUGUCAAUGUUCUCGAAAUCUAUAAAAUCCCCCUUAAUCAGCCUUUCAGAGCACUACUCUUAUUCCUAAACAAUCAUUUUCACAAUAUGGACAUUCAUUGUAGGAGCAGAGGGAAAGACAAAAGGUGAGCAGGAUGAUAAUAUCAGGAAAAUAUCGAAAGGUUAACUUGAAGGAAAUAUAUAACGAAGUCUAAGAACCUUAGUAGAAGGAGGAAUCUUUCAAUAUUGAAUUCCCUGUCAAAGAGAAACAAUAAGAGAGCACUAUUUUAGAGUUGAAAGACUUAAUUAAUGAAUUAUUCUGAUUUAAUUAUAC